Messenger RNA from Mya arenaria, 2689 nucleotides. RefSeq lists its product as uncharacterized. NCBI's taxonomy places the organism in Eukaryota, Metazoa, Mollusca, Bivalvia, Myida, Myidae. The coding region runs from base 6 to 2174 and encodes 722 amino acids. Gene Ontology annotation, molecular function: zinc ion binding. The transcript is spliced from 2 exons. The record is from RefSeq and is a predicted model, not a curated record.
UAGAAAUGGAUGAAUUAAGUCACAUGACACUGGAUAAAUUUAGAUUGUGGUCAAUCCAUGCACUGAAGGUGUUUCUAUCUUGUAGAAAUCGCUCCAUAAAUGGGGAGUUUGAUGAACUGGCAGCAAGAGCUUUCUGUGUCUGGGAGGAGAAUCUGCCGGUGAAUGAAAAUGCGGAACUGGCUGAGAAACGACUGCUUCAGGAGUACAAGAAAAAACUGGUCUUAGAUGGCGAUGUCGUUCCAGAUCCUUUCUCAAUUUCAUCAGGUUGGAAAGGUGAAAAGGCAGCUGUUAACACAUGGCCAUCGAUCUACAUAACAGAUAUAGCAACAUACUUGGGUUGUUCGACCACCAAAGAUGUAAUGAACAGGUUGUUGAAUGAGUACAAAGUGGGGAAAGCAUAUAGGUACUUUGAAAGUGAAUGGGUCAAGGAAGUUUAUAUUCAUGAUGUGCGCGAAUCAAGUGACAAAUGUAUUUUGAAAACAAAAGUAACACCAUCACAGGCAAUAAACAAUAAAUGUUAUGAUGUUUGGGUAAUUGUGACCAAAGACAAUGUAAAUGGACCUGGGGGAGAGAUCAUUUCCGCCUACUGCAGUUGCACGGCUGGAAUGCUUGGGUCAUGCAACCAUGUUGCAGGCUUACUUUUCAGGGUGGAACAUGCCGUAAAAACAGGUGCCACCAAGAAGUCGUCAACCAGCAACUUGUCUGAAUGGAAUGUGCCCAAACUUAAAGGAAAACCCUCUAUGAAGCCAAAGAAAGCUGUGGAUGCAAUCUGGAGUAAGGGCAGGUAUGAUAAGAGAGUGACAAGUGAAGAAGAAGAAAAACAAAGAAAGGAAAUGAAAAACAAAUUCACUCCACUAACCAAGUCGCAACAUGAACAAUUAAAUAAUCAAGUAAAAACCAGGACUGACUUGUAUGACUUGUUAAGAACUGAAAUUAGCAACUCUUGCUUUGUGCUAUGCCAGGAGAAGAGAAGGAUAAAGGCCCCAAAAGCCGACAUACCAGAUUCAGUCAUUAAAAUUGCAGAUGAAAUGAAAUCCAGUGACACAGACAAACAUGUAGCAACGGAUAAAUUUGUAGACAAACUGACAUUAUCAAUUGAACGGCGUGAUAAUUUAAAAAAAGCAACAUUGGAGCAAUCCAAUUCACAAACCUGGAAAGAACACAGGAAAGGCAGAGUAACUGCUAGCAUCUUUCAACGGGUUAGCAGCCGGGUUGAAACUCUGAGGAAAAAUAAGGAAGCUGAUCCUUCUGCUUUGGUGGAGACAGUAUUAGGCCAAAAAGAAACUAAACAGACUGUUGCAAUGAAGCAUGGACUAGCACUUGAACCACAGGCCAAGAAGGUUUAUACACAGAAAAUGAGAAAAAUACACAAAAAAUUCAAAUCAAGUGAAUCAGGAUUGUCAGUGUUUAUUGAUAAGCCAUACAUUGCUGCAAGCGCAGAUUUGGAAGUGGAAUGUGAGUGCUGUGGUAAAGGGCUCUGCGAGAUCAAAUGUCCAGAAAGUAUCAAAGACCAGUCACCUUCGGCAGAAAACUUGAAGUAUAUAAAAAUCGAGGAAGGAAAAACUGUGCUUGAUGUACGCCACCCCUACUACUACCAAAUUCAAGGGCAAAUGAAAAUACUCAACAGGCAGUACUGUGAUCUGUUCAUCUACACCUGUCAUGGUGAUGAACAAGUUCGAAUAACAUUUGACAAUAGUUUUUGGGAAACCUUAGAAGAAAAACUUACAUGGUUUUGGACAGUGCAUGUUGCACCUCAGCUUUUAGGUGUAAGCACUACUACUGAAAAUACUGUGAAACUACAAGAAACAGGAACCGAAGCUUCUGUUGAAUCACAAGACCUCGAAAAGGAAAAUACCACAAAAUCACGACAAGGAGAAACACCAACAAAGUCGACGCAGUCAGAAAAACAGUCCCAUGUACGUAGAGCACUUGAACCCGUUGUUCAACAAGAAACAAAAGUUACUCAACCUAAAAAGCGGAUGAAGACUAAGCCUAAGAUCCCAAUUUAUCUCUGUGGUACAUGUGGCUGUGACUGCCUUGAUAUUCCUCUGAGUGAGGAUGAUCAGUCAGUUAACUGUGACAAAUGUGGUGUUUGGGUGCAUUAUGUAUGUGCUGGUGUUUCGGAUAAAGAGUUGGAAGCUGUUGACAAAUGGUACUGCCAUAAGUGCAAGUGACAUAAAUUGUUAGGUUAAAGAUUACAGUGGACAGUGAACAGUGUAGAAUACAAUCCAUAUAUUUCUAGUGUAAAUACUUACAGACUAAAUGUAAUGGCAUUGUUAACGAGUUCAUUCUCUGUGCCUACUGGUCUGACAUAACAACUUGGUAUUAGUCAUUAGUUGUUUUCCUUGUUCCAUGAAUGAUGUGCAAUUAUUUAGAAAAAGUAUUUAUUGGAGAAUCUCUAGUGUAUAUUAUUAUGCAAUAUUAUCCAUACAUUUCUAGUGUAUUUAUAGACUGAAUGAAAUUUCAUUGUUAACUUUGAGUUUAUUCUCAUUGAUCCAUGAAUGAUGUGCAAUUAUUUAGAAAAAGUAUUUAUUGGAGAAUCUCUAGUGUAUAUUAUUAUGCAAUAUUAUCCAUACAUUUCUAGUAUAUUUAUAGACUGAAUGAAAUUUUUUUGAAAAAGUAUUUAUUGGAGAAUCUCUAGUGCAUGAUUGUAGAAGAUUAUCCACACAUUUCUAGUGUACAUACUCAU